GGAAAGUGUUUGUUUAUCCCUGUUAUGCUUCGCUCAUGAUUUUGUCAACUCAAAACCAGCAACGGAAUUGAAUAGUUAGGUACUGGUGAGCCUUCGUCAUCCAACGCAACAUUUUGCAGCUCAGUCGCAUCGCAAGUGUUCAAAGAAACGAACUGUUACAUACUAGUGAUAUUUCUUGUGCUGCUAAAAGUGAAUCAAACAAUAUGGUUUCAUAUAAUUCUUUCAGGCUGCUUGGAUACCUCUACGCUGGCUUAUGCCUUACCUGUUCUGUGCUGUUUUUGAUCACAGCUACCCUUCUGCUGAGUAACGGUGAAAAGUCAGGAGAGGGGAUAAUUUAUAUACUGUUUUCAAUCAUUUCUUGUGUAUUCGAUGUUUACUUGUUUGCCGGUAUCGUUCUACGUCGUGUGGCAUAUGUGAAUUAUCAUUUGAAGUUCAUUUCAUUCAUCUACGCAGUGCUACUGAUUGGAUUAUUUGGAGGGUGUGUUGUCAUCGGAAUACUGUUUUCUACAGAAGGAUUUAAUCUAAUUUGUAUAACCCUGAUCGCGUCUACGGCGGUUUUUUGCUUUGGAAUUGUAGUAAUUACAAUUCUCUACACAUUGUCUGUCUGGGUCAUUAGAGGAGUCAAUAGUUAUAUCAAAUAUGAAACAGUACGUUUCAUAACGGAAGACGGUGAAAUGGCGUAAAUUUCAAAAUUGCUAUAUAAAUGCUGUUGUUUGAAACCA
Molecule: messenger RNA, 722 nt
Organism: Aedes aegypti (yellow fever mosquito)
Lineage: Eukaryota; Metazoa; Arthropoda; Insecta; Diptera; Culicidae
Exons: 4
Coding region: 204-683 (159 amino acids)
Source: RefSeq, a predicted model, not a curated record